AGAUUGAAGGCCUGGUCGGAACUCACCAGCCGCCUGAUCGACAUAAUCGAAGGGCAGCCAUGAGAUGUAGUCUGAGGCUGUUGGCAUCGCCAAUCACCUGGCACAUACUCCGUCCAGGGACUGUUUCCUUUCAGGUUCCGUUUUUUCUUGCUGAAGAUGGGAUUGAAAGUUACGGACCAGCUAUAUUCACCCCCCCAUGAAUCGCCCGUCAACGCAUUUCUGGCACAAGGACACAAUACGACCCGAUAAAGCGUCGUGCUACGAACAGCAGUCUCAUGAAAGAGUAUUACCAUGGAAUGGAGCCAAGAACACCAAGCUUGUCUCGCACUUGUAUUGGUGCCGUCGAGUGGGGAGCCCACUUGUGCGCAUCCGACCCUGGUAUGUUAGCUCAACAAGCCGAAUACAGGAAGAAGGCUCCGUUUCUUGCAGACCAGAACACCGUGUACCCAGACCGUGGGAUCCUCCCGUCCGUAUCACGAACAGGACCCGUUUACCCAGUGGGCGAGGCAAGCUCAACUUGUCAUCCGACCCUGCGGGCCCCCCUCCUUUCCCUUGCACCUCGAGUCUCAAGGAUGGCCUGUUACAACCCCGGUCGAAGAUCCUGGCCCCCAACCGGUGGCCACGCCAUGGUCGCCAGAGGAAACAAACGGGAGACUCGGCCACCUACCCACCCAUCCCAUCACCCGGUGUGCUAGUCAGGGAUGGCACAACGUCAAACGCCACCCUCCCCAGAACCAUCCCAUGCCUGGUCGUCCAAGCGCCCACUUGACAAUCUGCAGUACAUGGGUAGGGACACGCCUCUUCCACACCCUCAUCGUUGCUUGUCCCCACGCAUUCGCACCCCUCCGCUUCCCUCCCUUCCCAAAUUCCCAUCUUGGCUGGGAGGCAACAUGCAACAGCAGUGCG
Molecule: messenger RNA, 906 nt
Organism: Microdochium trichocladiopsis
Lineage: Eukaryota; Fungi; Ascomycota; Sordariomycetes; Xylariales; Microdochiaceae
Exons: 2
Coding region: 197-769 (190 amino acids)
Source: RefSeq, a predicted model, not a curated record